Molecule: messenger RNA, 858 nt
Organism: Micromonas pusilla CCMP1545
Lineage: Eukaryota; Viridiplantae; Chlorophyta; Mamiellophyceae; Mamiellales; Mamiellaceae
Product: mitochondrial carrier family
Exons: 2
Coding region: 1-858 (285 amino acids)
Biological process (GO): mitochondrial citrate transmembrane transport
Cellular component (GO): mitochondrion
Molecular function (GO): citrate secondary active transmembrane transporter activity
Source: RefSeq, a predicted model, not a curated record
AUGGCCUCGAGCGAGCCGCUCGGCCCAUGGACGAAAGCCGGAAUCGGCGCGCUCGCGGGACUCGUCGAAGUGAGCUGUCAGCAGCCGCUGCACGCGCUAAAGAACUGCGUCCAGGACGGACGCCGGUUCCCGCUCGCGAACCCGAUCGCGUGGUACCGCGGAUGGCUCGCGUGCGUCUGCGUCUCCGCGCCGACGACGGCGACGCAGUUCGGCGGAGGCGCCGCGUUCGCCGCGCUCGCGUCGUCGUCGCAAACGCCGCGCGCCGACGCCGGCGCGGUCGGCGCGGCGAGCGCGUUCGCCGCCGGCGCGGCGAGCGGCGCGGCGCUCAACCCGUUCGACCUGGGCGCCAUCCAACAGCAGAAACACGGCGGGUCCCUGCCGGGGACGGCGCGACGACUGAUACGCGAGCACGGGGUCGGGGUUCUGACGCGCGGGGGGAUGGCGACGAUGGCGAGGGAGGGGACGUACGUCCUCGGGUUCAUGUGGGCGACGCCGCUCAUCGCGCGGCGGCUCGCGGAGCGCGGCGACGCCGCCGACGGGGACGUCGGCGCGUCCGCCGUCGCCGUCGGCGACCGUCUCGCCGCGUCCGUCGUCGCCGGCGUCGCCGCGAGCGUCCUGACGCAGCCGUUCGACGUCGUGAAGACGCGCAUGCAGGCGAACCUCGGGGAAGGCGGCGGCGGGGACGGGGGGUAUCGGCGCGUCGCGGCGGCGGUGUUUCGCGAGAGAGGCGCCGCGGGGUUGUGGCUCGGUCUCCUCCCCCGGGCGCUGCGCGUCGUCGGCGCGACGUUCAUCGUGUCGUCCGUGGACGCGAACGCGAGCGCGAUGGUGGCGACGCGGCGCGCGACCGCGGGGUCGUAG